Sinocyclocheilus grahami is the source of this 1421-nucleotide messenger RNA. RefSeq names its product cholesterol side-chain cleavage enzyme, mitochondrial. The transcript is spliced from 9 exons. Gene Ontology annotation, biological process: cortisol metabolic process; glucocorticoid biosynthetic process; cellular response to peptide hormone stimulus. Gene Ontology annotation, cellular component: mitochondrial inner membrane. Gene Ontology annotation, molecular function: heme binding; iron ion binding; monooxygenase activity. Lineage: Eukaryota; Metazoa; Chordata; Actinopteri; Cypriniformes; Cyprinidae. Bases 1 to 1365 code for a protein of 454 amino acids. The record is from RefSeq and is a predicted model, not a curated record.
AUGGUACCUGAUAAUGAAGACUACGCACAGCAGUUAUGCGGGAGAUCUGCCUACAGAUUCCUUGAGAUCUUUGUCACUCUCCCAGAAAAGGUUGGGUCCUAUGACAGUGUGAACAUCAUCAAGCCGGAAGACGCUGCUGUCCUGUUCAAAGCUGAGGGUCAUUAUCCCAAGAGACUCAGGGUGGAAGCGUGGACCUCCUACAGAGACUACAGGAACCGCAAAUAUGGCGUCCUGCUCAAAGACGGAGAGGACUGGAAAUCCAACAGGAUCGUUCUGAACAAGGAGGUGAUUUCUCCAAAGGUGCAGGGGAACUUUGUGCCUCUGCUGGAUGAGGUCGGUCAGGACUUUGUGGCGCGUGUCCAAAAGAAGAUAGAGAGGACUGGACAGAACGAAUGGACCACAGAUCUGUCCCAUGAGCUCUUCAAGUUUGCACUGGAAUCGGUGAGUCAUGUGCUGUACGGCAAGCGUUUGGGUCUGCUGUUGGACUACAUUGAUCCAGAAGCCCAGCACUUCAUCGACUGCAUCACCCUGAUGUUUAAGACCACCACUCCCAUGCUGUACCUCCCGCCGGCCCUGCUCCGCCACACCAGGGCCAAAGUCUGGAAAGACCAUGUGGAGGCCUGGGACGGCAUCUUUAACCAGGCCGACCGAUGUAUCCAGAGCAUCUACAGACAGUUGAGCAAAAAUCCAGACGCUGGUGAGAAGUACCCUGGUGUGCUGGCCAGCCUCCUAAUGCUGGACAAACUGUCCAUCGAGGACAUAAAGGCCAGCGUCACGGAGCUGAUGGCUGGCGGCGUGGACACGACGUCUGUCUCACUGUUGUGGACGCUCUAUGAAUUGGCACGACAUCCGGACCUGCAGGAGGAGAUCCGGGCCGAAAUCUCAGCCGCUCGUAUCGCCUCUAAAGGAGACGUGGUGCAGAUGCUCAAAAUGGUUCCUCUGAUUAAAGGAGCCUUGAAGGAAACUCUGAGAUUACAUCCUGUAGCAGUGAGUCUACAAAGAUACAUCACUGAAGACAUCGUCCUUCAAAAUUAUCACAUUCCAGCUGGGACCUUAGUUCAGCUGGGUCUCUACGCUAUGGGUCGUGAUCACCGGAUCUUCCCGCACCCGGAGCAGUACCGGCCCUCUCGCUGGGUCCGAUCCCAGAGCCACUACUUCAGGAACCUGAGCUUCGGCUUCGGCCCACGCCAGUGUCUGGGCCGCAGGAUUGCCGAGACCGAGAUGCAGCUCUUCCUUAUUCAUAUGCUGGAGAACUUCAGGUUUGAGAAGCAGAGGCAGGUGGAGGUCAGGAGCACGUUUGAGCUCAUCCUGCUGCCUGAGAAGCCCAUCAUGCUCACCAUCAAACCGCUGAAUGCCAGCAGAUAGCAGAGCUGCAAACAGGAAAUGAAUAAUACAAUAAAUGAAUGAAUAAAAAUUUCAAC